Messenger RNA from Benincasa hispida (wax gourd), 4086 nucleotides. Its product is annotated as Transducin/WD40 repeat-like superfamily protein. Lineage: Eukaryota; Viridiplantae; Streptophyta; Magnoliopsida; Cucurbitales; Cucurbitaceae. The record is from RefSeq and is a predicted model, not a curated record. Gene Ontology annotation, molecular function: protein binding.
CUUGGUUGGUUUAGUACAGUAAAACUGUUGGAGUGACAUCUUGGGUUCUUCCAUUCUAAAUGCCUUUUUUUUCCCAUUAUUAUUAUUAGUAUUAGUAUUAUUAUUAUUAUUAUUGAUAUUUUAAAUUUUAAUGGACAAACAAUUCUGGUUGCCUGUGUUUGAAAAGAAGAUGUUAACUUGGUAAAAGAGGUUCCAUGUUCUUGUUGGUUCCAUAAUUCUAAUUUAAUGGUCUCUUUUAACACACCCAGUUGUUCAUACACCAAAAUUUUGUUGCUGAAUCCCACAUUUUGCAUUGGCAGAAUCCCAAUCUGUUGUUUCUUCUCUCUGUUUUUUGCUCUUUUUUGUUUCUCUUUCUCUAUGUGAGUGUUGGUUUCUGGGUUUGUUAUAGUUUCCUCCAAAGUUCCAAACACAGACAGCGCAAAAUCCAACUCUUUUGCAUAACCCCAGCAUAGGGCUUCGUUCCCUUUCUCCUUUCUCUCGCUCUUUUGUUGGAUCUGACUAACCAACCAUAAAUCUUUGCAUAUUACCUUCCAUAUUCUUCCUUCUCCGAUCCCUUUAAAUUCUUCUGUCUUCCUCCUUCUUUUCUUUCUUUCUUCCUCUUUCUGUGUUCUUGAUUCUUAUUGGGGAAUACCCAUUUCGGUUGAACGAUUGAUUGAUUGAUUAUUCACUAAGAACGGCAUUUAGCGAACCCCAUCUCUGAUCUGAUCGUUUCUUGGGGCAUUUUCCAUUGAGAUGGCAAUGCCCUUUGAAUGAUGAACAAAUCCGUGGACGAAGACGACGAAGAAGAUUGUUUCUACGAGUCACUUGAUCGCAUUGCCUCCUCAGGGUCAUGUUCUACUUCCAAUUCCGACGAUGACAGAGAUUCAAACGCCAACUCCCCUAAUUAUGAUUCUGAACACCCUUUUCCGAUACCCAAAUUCCCAAUGGCUGUUUCCAACUAUGAUAUUUGGAUCUCCGAGCCGGCUUCUGUGUUGGAACGACGUAGCCGUCUUCUUCAAGAAAUGGGUCUUAGCGGUGACCCUUCUCUCUCACGGGUUAAUACGGUCUUGGAAUUGGAUCAUAGAGAAAAGGCUGUUGGCGAUUUUGGUCGAUCGGUGUCGUCGGAUUAUUUGACUAGUCAACAACAGCAGCCCCCUGCAAUCAUCCGCUCGAAAUCGGAUGGUGCUGCAGAUUGUAACAGGAACACCAGCUCUUCACAGGCUUCCGGCAGCGAUAUUAAUAACCAGUGUAAUUAUUCGUCGUCCAUUAAUUCUCCUUCAAUUCUUUCAUUUCAUUCGGUCGAUGAGACCACCACUUCAUUUGCAAAUAACCGUAAUCGUGUAGUUGUUAAGUCCAGAAGCUGUAAGAGCGAUGGAACUCCAUCGGUUUCUUUCGCUGCUUCACAGCAUAAGCCGCCUUCUGGGAAAAAUUGUAGAUGGGCAGAUGAGAUUCGAAGUGAUUCGUUGGUUGUGAAUGCCAAUUCGGAUCCUGAUCCAUCGUCGAUGUUCCAGAAUGGUGUGAAUAGACGAGAGGUUGGCGAGGAUUCGGCUUGUUCUACUAGUGGAAAGGUCAAUGAGAAUGCCUGCACUAUCAAAGAUCUAGACAAUGGGAAAGAGUUUGUCGUGAAUGAGAUUACUGAAGAUGGUAUGUGGAACAAGCUCAAGGAAGUAGGGACUGGGAGACAGUUGACCAUGGAGGAGUUUGAGAUGUGUGUUGGGCAUUCACCUAUUGUUCAAGAACUGAUGCGGCGGCAGAAUGUGGAGGAUGGUUGUAACGAAAAUGUCGAUUUGAAUGUGAAUGGGGAUAUCAGUAGUAGUUCGAAAUUGAAAAAGAAAGGAGGCUGGUUUAAGAGUAUAAAGAGUGUCGCUAGCACAGUGAAGGGUCAAAAGGAGAGACGUAGCAGUGAUGAGAGGGAUACUUCAUCUGAGAAGGGCGGACGAAGGUCAAGCUCUGCAACAGAUGAUAGCCAAGAUGUCUCCUUUCAUGGACCAGAGAGAGUAAGAGUUCGGCAGUAUGGAAAAUCAAGUAAAGAAUUGUCUGCACUCUACAAGAGCCAAGAGAUACAGGCCCACAGUGGGUCGAUAUGGACCAUUAAGUUUAGUUUGGAUGGGAAGUACCUUGCAAGUGCAGGAGAGGACCGUAUCAUUCAUGUUUGGCAGGUCAUUGAGUCUGAGAAAAAGGGUGAUCUACUGAUGGAGAAACCUGAAGAAGGGAAUUUGAGUUUCUUAUUUGCAGCUAAUGAGUCACCAGAGCCCACUUCAUUGUCUCCGAAUGUGGAUAGCCAUCAUGAGAAGAAGAGAAGAGGGAGAUCUUCUAUCAGCCGGAAAUCAGUGAGCUUGGAACAUGUUAUAGUGCCGGACACUGUAUUUGGGCUUUCAGAAAAACCUACCUAUUCUUUCCAGGGGCAUCUUGAUGUUGUGCUUGACCUAUCUUGGUCCAAAUCUCAGCAUUUGCUCUCGUCUUCAAUGGACAAAACUGUGCGGCUCUGGCACUUGUCAAGCAAAUCCUGUUUGAAAAUCUUUUCGCACAGUGAUUAUGUAACUUGCAUCCAGUUUAAUCCUAUUGACGAUAGAUACUUCAUUAGUGGAUCGUUGGAUGCAAAAGUUCGUAUAUGGAGUAUCCCAGAUCGUCAAGUUGUUGAUUGGAGCGACUUGCAUGAGGUGGUGACCGCUGCAUGCUAUACACCUGAUGGCAAGGGUGCAUUGGUUGGUUCUUACAACGGAAGCUGCCGAUUGUACAGUACUUCUGAGAACAAGAUGCAACAAAAAAGUGAGAUAAAUCUGCAGAACAAGAAGAAAAAAUCUAGUCACAAGAAAAUAACUGGGUUCCAGUUUGCUCCAGGAAGUUCUUCAGAAGUGCUCAUUACAUCUGCAGAUUCACGCAUCCGAGUGGUUGAUGGUGUUGAUCUGGUCCAGAGGUUUAAAGGGUUCCGAAAUACAAACAGCCAAAUCUCUGCCUGCCUAUCAGCGAAUGGCCGGUACGUGAUAUCGGCCAGUGCGGACUCUCAAGUGUAUGUAUGGAAGCAUGAAGCAGAUUCUCGACCUAGUAGGAGUAAAGGAGUGACGGUCGUUCGAUCAUAUGAGCAUUUCCACUGUCAGGAUGUCUCUGUGGCUAUUCCUUGGCCUGGUAUGGGCGACACAUGGGGACUUAACGACGAUUAUUGUGGAGAUGACAAUGUGAUUGAAAAUCAUCUCGACGAAGUCUCCUCUGCUAACCAUCCCCCUUCGCCCGUGGAGGCAGAAAAUGGCAGUGAGGAUUCACUAUUGGCAUCUGGCUGCACCAACAGCCCUCUUCAUGGAACUCUUUCAAGUGCAACCAACAGCUACUUCUUUGACAGAAUCUCAGCAACGUGGCCGGAGGAAAAGCUCGUUCUGAACACUCGGAACAGCCGUAGCCCUCAUUCCAGUGUGGACAUUGCGAGUGGAAUGUUCCAAGGCUCAUCAGCAUGGGGUAUGGUGAUCGUAACUGCAGGUCUUCGAGGCGAAAUCAGAACAUUCCAAAAUUUUGGAUUUCCAGUUAAGAUUUAAAGAGGUGUGAAAUGAAGAAGUUGAAAGCCUCUUGAAAACCAGCCCCAAAUGGGAAGGCAAAGGAAAGAUGGGAAGGGGAGUUAGAAAAACCAAACUCCAAUACCAUUGCCAUUUGCCAUACAUUCCUUUCCUCCCCAUUGAUUGGAAUAUAUGUGUACAGAGACAAUGUUGGGUGAGAUUUGUAAUGUUAGCAGAGUUAAGUUUCUUGUUACCCUGUGCUUGUGCUCGUCGGGUGGGGCUAUACCGAGAGCCAGUCCGGUGGAGAAUGGCAGGAAAAAGUAUAGAUUUGUGAAGGGAAAAACUGAAAAAGGGGGAAGGGAAAAAAAAAGGAAAAAAAAAAAAAGACAAAGAAAGAAAAAUUUACACUAUGCAUUUAGCAACAGAUGAUGUAAUUUCUGUAAUCGGGAAUUGUAGAGUUUUGAGCACUGCGAAAGCUUUAUUGAAUUGAAAAGGAGGGGAGAAAAGAAAAAAAGAGGAAUUUUUUUAAAGGUUGAAUGUUGUCCGAAUUGGUUUUGAGAAUUAUUGUUUCUCUUACAAAAUUACAAGGCGUCUGGUAAUUGAAUUCAAGCUUCUAGCUGUA